AUGGCAGAGCAGCCUCAGAAUUUACGAGCUCUGUUCUCGAGUGCAGAGCGUGCGCGACAAGAAUUAGCGUCUGCCUACGAUUCGAACAGUCCCGCCUUCCAGGAAAACCUCCGCAAGACCAUCGCCACAUACGAAGAAUGUCUGAAACUCUCGGAACAGAUAUCACUGUUCAGUCCAAACGAGUCCCUUGAGGAUAUAUCGUCUGGUGAUCUGCAGUACCUUGAUGCCUACGACAUCCUCAGCGCAUCCGACAGCAAGCUCCUCGACGCCUACUCCGAAAACAAAGCCAACUUCUCCACGGCUAGUGCGCGGGAUGCCGCUGCACGCCGUGACGCAAAGAUAGCGCGCUUCCGCGAGGAAAAAGAGAUCAAGCGCAAACUCGAGUAUCUCCAACAAAACCCCAAACUCGCCGAGAACGACGAGCAUGUGGUGAGGGAUCUGCACUUGACUAGUUUGUCUUUCAUGGUGUUCCAGACGUUCCAGGCGCUCGAGAGUAUGGCGUUGGAAUUGCAGAUUAUCUCCAUGGCGCCGGCGGCUCCUCCGCCGGGUGUGUCGGGCUCUGCGCCGGAUGAGAGACAGGAUGGCAGGGAUAAGGAUAAGUACUCUGAGCGCUUGGAUGGGCAGUUGCCUGGCCUGCGAAACACUGGCCCGCUGCUGAGUAGUGAUGGCAAGCCGAUGAGGCCGUUUACGCUGCUGGACAGUCGGCAGAGUCUGAAAAAGGAUGUCUUCAGGGAAAGGAACUUGCCUACUAUGACGAUCGAUGAGUAUCUCGAGGAGGAGAAGAGGAGAGGUGGAAUGAUUGAGGGCGGUGGACCCCAAUCCGAGGUCAGGCCUGAGCCGAACGAGGAUGAUUUCGACGCCGCAGACGAGGAAACGAUGAAGCAGCGUGCGUGGGACGAGCCACAUGCCCUUCUCCUCAAACUCCUCCCACGUGCCCAACCCACUCGCCUCCACCAUCGCCCUCCAAUAAUCAACCCCAAUGACACGCCCCGUCUCGUCAUAUUCGAGCUGCAAUCUCCAUCAAUCCUUUCCGCGUACCGCUUCUUACUCAUGUACGUCUUAUACCGCGGUCCUUCUUUCUUCCACCCAUUACUCUCCGCGAUUUCUUCCACCGACUCGUCCCCGCGUGCCUUUGCUUCUGCGCCAUUGAUCGGCGGUGGGGAAAAUAACAGCGAUUUUCGUCUCGGCGAGUCCGCCGUCCUGCGUGAGAAUGGUCUCAAUGAAGGCGCUCCCGAUCAUGCAGGCGUCGUUUGCGCCGAGGAAGAUUGUGAAGAGCAGCGUGCGGGGGGUGGUGGGGGAUGUGGCGCGCUGGAUUAUGCGGUCGAAGUCGGAGGAGAGGCGGGUUGA
Messenger RNA from Parastagonospora nodorum SN15, 1347 nucleotides. RefSeq lists its product as hypothetical. Gene Ontology annotation, cellular component: cytosol. The transcript has 5 exons. Gene Ontology annotation, biological process: regulation of signal transduction; regulation of dephosphorylation. NCBI's taxonomy places the organism in Eukaryota, Fungi, Ascomycota, Dothideomycetes, Pleosporales, Phaeosphaeriaceae. Gene Ontology annotation, molecular function: protein phosphatase 2A binding. The record is from RefSeq and is a predicted model, not a curated record. Bases 1 to 1347 code for a protein of 448 amino acids.